UCGUAAUUCACUGGUUUAAUCAUAACUACUACCGCAGUUGUAGGUGCAACGUCAAGGAUGUAAUACCUACACGAAUCACAACCUACAAUUCCCGAAAACAUUACCUACAUUAUGGAAAAUAUAUUUGAAAUUUCUCCUUAUCCCUGAAAGUUUUCUGAUAAUUCAGAACAAGACAAGCUGAAAUUUGCAAAGCGAGAUUCUUCUGUAUCUAAGGUCAUAGGCCAAGUCUAAGAUGCUUCUAUAAAGUGCAAUGUUAAAAAAAGUUAAGAUUAGUUUUAGUUAAAGGGACGAAGUUCCGUGUUCCUUUCAUAUCCUCUGGUUAAUUUCAAAUUCCAAUGAAUUAUCAGAAGCUUUCUCCGCCUCUGUCAUCGAAAAAAAUCGGAUUCCCUGAUAUCGAUUUUCGUCGCGCAGCAUCCCCUUGCCGACCAUGAGCGAAAUCAAGAGCGCCCUAACCCUGAAUUCAUCCCUCUCAAAAACUGUUGUUUCGCUCUGUCGGCUACAGUCCACACUUACUUUAUUCAGGUUGCACACCGUGUACAGCUGCUGUAUUUAACUAGUGUAUUUUGGAGUGUUUUCAUUUCAGUGUAAGAGUCCUCCAAAGCCAUGCAAGAUGGAUUGGUCCUCUUUUCUAUCAGUUUACUGUCGGAUUUAUAAUCGAAUGUAACUCAAGGAUUAAAUUAAUUUAAACAAAAAAAAAUCUACGUGGCAUGAGCAGAAAUUUCGGUACCUCCAUUUUGGAAAUAUGGGAAGUUUGCCCAACCUUCACGAGCUGGGAAAAGCUGACGAUGGUGAAGAAACAAAUCAAGCAGGAUUUAAGCCUGGACCGGCCCUGGGACGACUAUGCGGCGCCUACGAUGCAGGCCUCACCAACGCGGAAAAAUGUAAAAUAUUGCAUCGGUAUUCCGGCCAUGCGAAAAUCACCAAGGCCCGAAGCAACCCUCACGAUUCCAAUAAGAUAGUCCACGAUGACCUGAUGAUGGAGCACAUGGCCACUUAUUCUCCAAUUUCAGCGCGUUCUCGUUACAACUUGCACGGUGGAGGUCCCAUUAAAAGAAUAGACUCUUUAGCUAGUUCUAUUGGGGCCACUUCUGUCAGAAGACUGUUGACAGUGGUACGAGGUGGCGCUCAUAAUAGUUCGAUAGGUCGUCCAGCAGGAAUAGCCUACAGUCGUAAACUCCUCCUGGCCAAUCUGGUUAUCAUGUGCGUGUGCCAUUUGUUAUCCACAGCGGCGUUUCUACCGUUUCUAGCUCUUCAGGGCAGCGUGUCCGUUUGGGUACAGUCUCUGACCAGCUCAGUCUUCGAAUUCAACACCGGCUCACUGCUGAGCUCAGAAAUUUUCUUAACGGCCGCUCUGACCGCUUUAGUCGCUCCUUGUUUUGUACGGAUUCUGGGGACUAACAUACUGGUUAUAAUUUGUUUCGCUGGAAUGAUAACAUUCUACGCGCUCCACCUUUAUCCAGUGAUCUACACGACAAUACCCGGUAGUCUUCUGAUGGGCAUACUUCUAGGGCUGCUGUCCAGUGCGCAAAUUUCCUUUCUAAUGAUUUUGACGCAUAGAAUAGCCGGACUGUUUCACGAAGACGACGAAGAUGGACGGUUCGCCAGAAGGACAUGUGUCAUCAGGAGAAUUGCCAGGGCAUUCCAGGGCGCCCAGGACUUGGGACUGAUUUUAGGAUCGGUUUUAUCGUUUUUGGUUAUUCAUUUUACAAUCAAUAUUGGAAAUAGUAAUGUUGUUGGAGUGGAAUCGGAAAACGGGACCGUUUCUAUAAAUGACUGUCUCCCAAAUUAUUCCUCCUGCACAAAUCGCACCCAAAUCGUAACAGUAACAGCGGCAAACCCCUACGACUAUGGCUCGUUUCUGGACGACAUUUUCGAUCGCACGGAAGAUGGACGAUUAUGCGGCGCACAAGCGUGCCCAAUAUUUCUAUUGGGCAACUCGACCUUACAAUCGGGUUUCCGGGUACUACCACUUGACUCGUCAAAAAUUUUACUAGCGAUCUACGGCGGUGCCUGUGGUUUAGCCUUUCUGUUAGCCGUACUGGGAUUGGACAACAUCAAGAUUUUGACUUAUCAAGACCCUUUGGAACGUGGUCUCGGACUGACAGCCCUGAGAGCUGUAAUGGAAAGUUUUAGAGAUCCAAGACUGCAAUUAACAGCGCCUUUGGCUGUUUUCAUGGGCCUUGAACAGGCAUUUAUUUAUGCUGACUUUUCAAAGUCCUACGUAGUAUGUACACUGGGAAUUCAUCGUUUGAAUUUAGUAUUCCUAGCAAUGGGUUUACUACAAUCAGUAGCCGCUUGUACUUUAAGCAUGCUUCUAAGGACAAUCAGACGUUAUUAUGUUGUUGCUGUCGGAUUUGCAUUUCAAAUAUGCUUAAUCAUGGUGUUAUUGUUGUGGAAACCCAUUGAAGAUGAUCCUGCGUUAUUUUAUGUCAUAUCCGCUGCUUGGGGCGUGUGUCACGCUAUAUGGGAGAUGAUCAGUUUUACUCUGCUCACCGGUCAAUAUUUGGACCAUUGGGAAGCGGCCUUUGCAAAUCGCGCCUUUUUCAAAUUCCUCGGUUUUUCCGUGGCCUUCGUGCUUCACAGUUUCCUGUGCAACUACAUGAAACUCUACAUUUUGGCCUUCGUUAUGAUUGUAUCGGUGAUACCGUUCGCCCUGUUGGAAUAUCGUUUGGAGAAUAUCAGAAAAAUUCGCAACAUCACCCGCUUAUGACCCAAAUUAAAUCUCUUCUGAUCCGCUCGUAGGUAUUUCGUAACGUACACAUAUCAGGUACUGCGUACUGUGCAUUAUUAGUAAAAGUGUUUUUUUUUUUGGUGGUCAAUAAAUGAUAGUUAAUAAUUAUAAUAUAUAGGGUGGUCCAGACUAGAACGUGACUACAAAAAUAAAUGUUAUUUAAAUAUUUAUAACCAGGUUUUACAUUAGUAGAUGAUUUUUGUGUAUAGGAAGAUUGUAGACGAAUUACCUAAUGAUUCUUGGAGCAGUUUGUAUAACAGAUUGUUGAAUUCGUCCACGUUUUUCCAGAAUCAAGGGUAAAAUGGUAUACCUACCUAUUGGUUGUGUCUUCUAACUUAAAAAAAGCCUUCAAAAUGAGUUACCUAUUAAUUUUAUAUAAAAACUAUAUUUCUGGUGUAUCUAUAAAAGAUAAACUCAGUAGGUAUUUAGAUUCCUAUUGCUAGUGUACUAUCCAUCUAGGAUUUUCUAUUGUAGACCAAAUUGGGUGUUCUGAUUUUAUUUUUUAAAAUGUUGUUGGGAAUAAUAAGGCAAGUGAAUUGGUUUGAAUUUAGUUCACCAACUAGUAGAGUUAUGGUGUAGCUGAUAUUUUAGCAUCAAAGAAGACAUCUGUGAUGUAUAUUUGUAAAUAAUUAUGUACCUAUGUAUAAGUAUUUGUAUUUGAAAUAUUUUUAAAUCCUUAAAAAAAGGGUUGUUAUAACACCUUCAAGUGUCUUUUUAAACAAUCUUGUUGUAUAUUUAAAAUAAAAGAUUCUUGCAAUUUU
Molecule: messenger RNA, 3492 nt
Organism: Ceutorhynchus assimilis (cabbage seed weevil)
Lineage: Eukaryota; Metazoa; Arthropoda; Insecta; Coleoptera; Curculionidae
Source: the annotation of a GenBank genome assembly